Molecule: messenger RNA, 901 nt
Organism: Bradysia coprophila
Lineage: Eukaryota; Metazoa; Arthropoda; Insecta; Diptera; Sciaridae
Gene: Hyls1
Product: Hyls1 centriolar and ciliogenesis associated
Source: RefSeq, a predicted model, not a curated record
AAAUAUAUUUUUACUUUGAAAGUUUUGAAAUAUUUUCAAACGCCACGGAAAUUCCAUUGAGUUAUUAUUAUUGAGACCUACCAACAAUACUACAAUUUAUCCAACAAUGUCUGUACAACUGGACCCAAGAGAAGUCCUAGCUCACCUAAACAGUAUGGGCUAUCGGAAUAUUUCCGCUGAGAUUCUCAAAGAAUUCAUGAAAAAUCUAAAACGACUGAUCACAUACGAGACUAGGUACUCUCUUCAAUCACCGCAUAACAACAACGUCAAUCCGGCAGCGCAUCUCAACAAAAAGGACAUCCAAAAUCAUUUCGAAAAGUUGUACAGAACAACAACCGAGGCUACAAAAGCGAGAAUCAGUGCGAGAUUGAAACGGACCGACAGAGAAAAUGACAAUCCAUAUGAUCCAUACAAGUUUGACCGAAUACGUGUGGAUGAAGACGCUGCUCGAGAGAUUCCGAAGAGACAAUGCAAUACAGCAGUAAAUCAACAGAACCGACACAGUCACAACGUAAUUCCGCCGAAAAUUAGCGAAAAUGUGGUAAAACGGUCUCAGACAGCACGACCAGCUUCUACGACACCAUCAUACUACAUUCGUAACACUCCGACCGAUCUCUAUCAAAAUUACCAAAGAGAAUGGAGUCGAUUCAAGCAUCUGCUUCCUGGCGAACAUCCACGCUUCACUGAGCGUCAGGUCAUUCGGAAGAGAAUGGAAACGAUACAGAAAUCGCAAACGAAACCGAAAGUAUUUGUUCUGAUGAAUGAUGACAACACAAAAGUUAUUCGUCGCACGGCAUCCGAGUAUCCAUGAUCGUGGAAAUGAGACUGAAUUUCGAUUACAAUUUCUAAGAUUUUUUUUAUUUUAAUUAAAUGGAUGACACCACGGUUACAUUGUAUGUCA